CCAUUCGAACUACAUUCUCCAGAAGGCAACUGUCGUCGUUCGCCGUUCGGAGGUUUCGCAAAGCAAAGGCAGAACUCACUCGAAAAGGAUUAGCCAAGCCCCGAAAUCUUUCUAGAUGUUGGAAUUCGCUGUAAAUGGGCUACUUUAACCAACACUGACCCACAGAGAUUUGUUGCUGUUCUGAAGUGCCAUACGGUACCAUGGCUAUCCUGUUUGCGGUGGUGGCUCGUGGGACCACCAUCCUUGCCAAACACGCCUGGUGUGGGGGCAACUUUCUGGAGGUGACAGAACAAAUUUUAGCUAAAAUCCCUUCAGAGAACAAUAAGCUGACCUACAGCCAUGGGAGCUACCUGUUCCACUACAUUUGCCAUGACCGAAUAAUAUAUCUGUGUAUUACUGAUGAUGAUUUUGAGAGAUCAAGGGCAUUCACCUUUCUCAGUGAAGUGAAAAAACGCUUCCAAACAACAUAUGGGUCCAGAGCACAGACAGCCCUUCCUUAUGCCAUGAACAGUGAAUUCUCCUCAACGUUGGCGGCUCAGAUGAAACAUCAUUCAGACCCACGGGGAACGGAUCGUCUCACUGAAACACAGAUGCAGGUGGAUGAUUUGAAGGGGAUUAUGGUUCGCAACAUUGAUUUGGUUGCUCAGAGAGGGGAAAAGCUUGAGCUAUUGAUUGACAAGACAGAAAAUCUUGUUGAUUCGUCAGUCACAUUUAAGACUACAAGUCGAAACCUGGCACGGGCAAUGUGUAUGAAGAACCUCAAGCUUUUUGUUCUCAUCUUCUUUGUGUGCCUGGUGAUCAUAUACAUCAUUGUAUCUGCUUCAUGUGGAGGCCUCGCCUGGCCAAACUGUGUCAAAAAAUGAGUGGACUUUGGAGACUACAGAGAGGGGGACAAAAAGUGAAAGCAUGGAACAAUAUUGGUUUAACACUGACUUCAAAUGAACAACACAAUUAAAGGUUAUUACAAUCUAGCUUUAAUGUCUAUGGAAAAUGCAAUGGUCCCACCCUGUGUCCUCAUCAACUGCACAUCUACAGAUUGCCUUCUGGAAUCCCAAAUAACUACCACAGUUAUGGAUUAAUGGAACAACACUCUUGUCCUAUGCUUACCCAAUACAUGCCCUCUUAGGUUGAUGUAUCGGUUAGUUGUAUAAGCACCAGUCUCUGCAUACAUUCAUGAAAUCCAUAGGAAAACCUGACUGUGGACAACAUUGUUACUAGCAGAAUGCCUGCUGGAUGUAAAGAUUUAACACAAUUUGCUAAUUUGGGUAGCAUAACCAUAGCAUUACAAUAUCAUGAGUGAACAGUACAUCUUCAGUGAGAAAACUCUUUGUUUCUUUACCAAGCACAGUCUUAACUUCAUCAAUAGAUAUGGUAUAAUUAGUAAUGAUCUCACAAAUAAAUUGUAAAAUUAUUAUCAAUAAUAAUUAGUUUGAGAGGUGCCAUAGUUAUUUUCAAUUAAAACUAACUUCUCUGGGUCUUUUCUCUUUGAAGUAAAUAGGAUAUUUUCUUCACCUGUCCUUUAUCGGUCUUUAUCAUAUAGUGUCUUCAUGUUUAUUCUGUUUAACAAUGCACUUUUACAUUGUAAAUAUGUAUGCUUCCACACCUGUGGUUUAUUAUUGUGUAAUUAUUAAAUUAUUGUACAUUCAGAUUUGAAUUAAUAAAAUCUGGUCAUAUUAGA
Molecule: messenger RNA, 1678 nt
Organism: Periophthalmus magnuspinnatus
Lineage: Eukaryota; Metazoa; Chordata; Actinopteri; Gobiiformes; Gobiidae
Gene: vamp7
Product: synaptobrevin-like 1
Exons: 8
Coding region: 201-863 (220 amino acids)
Biological process (GO): vesicle fusion; exocytosis
Cellular component (GO): SNARE complex; membrane
Molecular function (GO): SNAP receptor activity; SNARE binding
Source: RefSeq, a predicted model, not a curated record